Drosophila ananassae is the source of this 1316-nucleotide messenger RNA. RefSeq names its product calmodulin. The transcript has 4 exons. Lineage: Eukaryota; Metazoa; Arthropoda; Insecta; Diptera; Drosophilidae. Gene Ontology annotation, cellular component: cytoplasm; myosin II complex. The coding region runs from base 248 to 940 and encodes 230 amino acids. Gene Ontology annotation, molecular function: calcium ion binding; myosin heavy chain binding. The record is from RefSeq and is a predicted model, not a curated record. Gene Ontology annotation, biological process: post-embryonic development; locomotion.
CAAGCACAUUUCAGUGACCGCCGAACGUUGCAACCGGGCUGGCCCACCAGUCGUAUGAGUAAUUCUCGAAGUGCAACAUAGGUAUCGCGUCCGAGUCGCUGUGUUGUCGCUGGGAAGUCGCGCGCGGCUCUCGGUGGUUGAAGGUGUCAGUGCUGCCAUUGGAAGAUAAUUUGUGACAAAACAUAUGACCUAUCAACACAAUUGUGAAGUUCAUAAAUAAAUCCUAGAAUAAAUAUUUUUAUUCAAAAUGUCUAUGGACCCUUCGGUUUCCUUUGAGGAUCUGGAGCGACGCCGCCGUCGUGCCAGUACCGCCAGGAAGCAGUCACAAACUCCCCAACCUCCUGCGCACCUGGCGGACUCGGAAGCCAUGGCCGUCAUCAAUGAGAUCUUCAAUCCCACGUUGAAGCUGCCGGAGUCCAGUGGCCACUACACCCUGCCGGAGGAGAUGAGUGCCGACGAUCAUGUGUCGCCACAGGAGCUGGACAUUGCCAAGUUGGCCGAGCUGAAGGAAGUCUUCUCCCUGUUCGACACGGAUUGCGAUGGUCUGAUCUCAAAGGAGGAUCUCCGGUUCACGUACACGGCUCUGGGAAACGAACCGAAUGAGCAGCUCCUGGAACAGAUGAUGCAGGAGGCGAACGAGCCCCUAGACUACGAGGCCUUUGUCCGACUGAUGAGUCGACGCACGCAGGAACUGGAUCCCGAGGACGUACUCCUCGAGGCCUGGAGCAAGUGGGAUGACCACGGCACGGGCAAGAUCGAUGAACGCAAGAUCUACGAAGAGCUGACCAACUACGGCGACAAAAUGACCCUCAGCGAGGCCAAGGAGGCCCUCAGCCAUGCUCCGAUGGCCAAGCCCAAGUCUCUGGAGGAACCGCCCAUGAUCGAUUAUCCAGCUUUUUGUCGGAUGCUGGGUGGCAUGCGGAAACGGAAAGGGGAAUAACCCGAAAGGAUUAAUUAAUAUGAAGAGAUUUGGACAACUUUAAGAACUUCAACUUUAAGAACUCUGAGGAAUUUAUCUCAAUGGAAGAUUCUUCCAGAUUUGCAAAAAGAAACAGCCUUUCUACUCCCUUUAUUCAUUUAUAGAUUCUACCAUCCUUCUUAAAACCUUUUUAUAACUUGAUUGAAUCCUUCAUUGUAAAAUCCCUCAGCUUGUCACAUACUCCGACCUCUAUCCCUUCCCCUAUGAAUAUUACUUAAAUAUCCUUUCUCAUAGCAGCUGUUUCGAUUUGUAACAAUCGUAUUUUGCCGUAACGCCAACUUUUGUUCGACUUUUUAUCAAAAUAAAUCGUGAAGAACCAACAGAGCGUUGGAAAUAA